AUUCUGCGGAAUUUACAUUUGCGUCAAGGUCAUUUCGGCAAAAGUAAUAAGCAGGUGGUCUAUUAUUAGAAUUUCCCGAAAAGACCAAUUAUGUACUCAACUUCAAAAUGAUGCUUUGAGAACGCUUUAUAUGUCGUUCGCGAUACACCUCAAAUAAACAGUGCGAAAUAUUUGUGCUUCCAUUACAGAUUGUUGCUUUUUCAGUCUUCUUUAUACUGGGCAUAUUUUGUUUUGUGUUGUGGUAUGUCAACAGGUUAUCACCCUUUACAGGUUUCAAAACUGUCUACUAAUUACAAAUUCACAUUUACUGUUCCUUUUAUUAUGAUGUCAACUCUUGGUACUGAUAGCCAAUACUUAUUGGAAAUAGAGUACAUGGACUCCAUUGAACUGCCUUUUAGUAGAGUUUACAUCCUUUAGUUAUAAAGUAAUCUAUGAUAAGAGAUCGUAGCGUUUUGUUAGGGGGAUGGUUUAGACGCGAAUAUCUAACAUAUGUUAAUAGAUUACUAUUGUACCCGAGCUGCCAAUUUCGGGGAAAAUUUGGCCCAUUUUGGGGAAGCCGCUACAGUAAAUUUUGGGGAAAUGAGACACAAACCUCAAAAUUUCCAAAAACGUUGUCAAAGUUUCCCCAAAGUUGGCAGCUUGGGUAUACACAACAAACUGACGUAAGCUAUAAUGCGAGUAAUAUUUUCGCGCCGAAAUUCAAUACGCUUGUCCACAUACCCCACUUCUGGCCUAGUUCUCCUGUGGUUGUGUGUAAAGGAAUUAAUUUUCAAGUUUCUCUGAGGGAAACGAUCAAGUUUAUUAAGUUUACUGUCAACUAACCGUCCUGAUACUCUGUAAUUUCGACUACAUUUAACGAUUAUUAAAUUACUGCACACCUCCUCAGGCUUCGCAGACAGCAGAUACCUGCAACAGUGUAUGUAUUUCAGGCUCUACGUUGAACUGAAUUCAGUCAUUUAUUCGCACCAUUGUGUGUUGUUAAAGUUUACUAAGUUGUUUCGACACAUUAUUGUGGACCAAUGUGCUUUUUGUACAAAGGUUCGGUCAGAUCGUAAUUUGUAUUUGACUUCUGUUGAAGUUACUCUCUCACGUUGAGUUGCUUCAGCACAUCGCAUUUCCAUCAGUUACGUUUGUAUUUUUCCAAGUGUCAUUUAGGGUGUGAAUGAGUAAGAACUAUCACUUAAUGUCAAUUCAAGACAUUCAUGAAGGUUAUUUAGUUAUAAUCAUUCAAUUUGUUUUUUUUGCAGUUCUUAAAUAUACUUCCACUUGGAGUGUCAGGUUUUCUACGAAGCAAUCACUUCUUUGGCCUUGACUUUAUUUGGUAUUUAUGGUGGUUUAAGAACAUCUAAAAUGACAGAUUGGUUUCAUAGGAAUCACUUAAAGGCUACUGCUAAGUAUACUUUCGACGUUGGUGCAGUUGCUAAAGAUUUAAGCUGCAAGGCUCUAUGCAGUGACGCUGCAAAACGUCGUGUUGAACUUCUCAAGCUAAUAUCGGAUCCAUCAGUACCAUGUGAAGCAGUCAUAACUUCCUUGAAUCGAUAUUUACAGUUAUUAAUGGGAUUCAUUGUGUCAACUGAUAAUAAAACGCCGUUCAGUAAAUUAAGAGGUCUCGUUUGUGUGAAAUGGUGUGACAGUAUAAAGCCGAAGGGUGAACCAAUUGUUCGCUCAGAUUCUAUCUUUGAAUUAUACUCAGUACUUUUCAAUGUUGCUUUAUGGUAUACUAAACAUGCAGCAAAAGUUGCUUCUAACGAGAAUGUUUCAGAAGAUGAAGCCAAGGAUGUUCAUUUAUCACUUAAAACAGCUGCCGGAUUGUUUAAUUUAUUACGGACAAAGUAUAUGCAUGAGUUUACAGAAUUUGUUCCGAACAGUGAUAUGGAUCCAAAUAUUCUGGAUGCCUAUAUAAAUCAGUCGUUAGCAGAAGCUCAAGAAAUUACUGUUGCCAGAGCAAUUGAAUUAAAACAUAAACCAUAUUUAAUCGCUGGUUUAGCUAAUGAAACUGCUAAGUUUUACGAAAAAUGUGGUUUGGCUUUAACACAAUGUAAUCCUAAAGUUGUUGGGAAAUGGAAAAAAUAUUCAGAAUUUAAACAGUUCUGUUAUGAAUCAUAUGCGUAUGUUUACUAUGGUGAGGACUUAUUGGAAAAGGGAAAGGCAGGUCAAGCUGUGGCAAUUCUUAAAGAGGCAUCUGCUCCAUAUGAGAAGGCGAUUCGUGCUGCGCGUGAAUACACAAAAGUUGAAGGUGUCAGUUUGUCAACUAAACCACCUGAUCAUUGUUUUUUCCGUCGUCUGCCUGGACUAAUUGAACGUACACAUAAUAAAUGUGAACGUGAAAAUGGAUUAAUAUAUCAUCAGAAAGUUCCAAGUGUCGCUCCAUUUUUGGAAAUAAAAGCGGAAUAUGGCAUCGCAGCGCCCAAAGAACCUGAGCUCAAUUUUGAGUUAGAUCCCAGAUGGAAAGACGCUUACGUUGGGUUUGAUACUAGCAAAGUAGUGGAGAAUAUUUUAUCAAACUCCAAAAAUUCAAAGGAUCACAAACAUUCUGGAACCAAAGAUGAACCAGUUGAGCCAGUUCGUGAAAUGCCUAUUUUUAGUACUGAUAAAGAUCCGAAAAAUGACAGUGGAUGUGUCAUAUCGUAAUAUGAAUUUUUACAAAAUUAUCUUCGGAAUUUCGUUACAAUUUUAUCCUUUGGUUUAAAAAAAUUUUAUAUUACAGUAUGUGUAUUCUUUCUAUAAUUUUUAUAGGUUUGACAACCAAUAUAUGUGCUAUGGUUACUAAAAAUGUGAUGAUCAUUAAUUAGCUUUUUAUCUUUAUUUCUAUUCAUGAUUUAUUUUCUUUCUUUUGUUAUGUGACGCGUACUCAGUUAUGGUGUUUUUGUUGAAUAUAUUGUAUAUA
Schistosoma guineensis is the source of this 2887-nucleotide messenger RNA. The record is from the annotation of a GenBank genome assembly. NCBI's taxonomy places the organism in Eukaryota, Metazoa, Platyhelminthes, Trematoda, Strigeidida, Schistosomatidae.